Molecule: messenger RNA, 732 nt
Organism: Torulaspora delbrueckii
Lineage: Eukaryota; Fungi; Ascomycota; Saccharomycetes; Saccharomycetales; Saccharomycetaceae
Product: glutaredoxin
Exons: 1
Coding region: 1-732 (243 amino acids)
Biological process (GO): cellular response to oxidative stress
Cellular component (GO): cis-Golgi network; Golgi lumen; cytoplasm
Molecular function (GO): glutathione disulfide oxidoreductase activity
Source: RefSeq, a predicted model, not a curated record
AUGAGUGUUUCUUUAAAGAAGAGAAACUUGAGGGUUCUAAGUGUUACAGCUUUGCUACUACUGCUAGUGUUCUUCGUGGUUCAAAAUGCAAACUCAAUCUCUUUUGGAGAAGAAGAAUUGAAGGCAGCUACUUUUGUCAAUCCAGUAGCUAGUGGAUUGACUUCUGCUGGUACGGCCGUUCACAAUAAUGAUGAAAUCGUAGUAGAUAAAGAAUCUGGCAAGAAAGGCAAAGAUCAGGAAAGUGCUCUAGUAGAUGCAGAAAUCGACAAGAUCAAACAAGAAGUGAAUAGUGGUAGUGGAGCAUCCAAGGAUAACAGUAUCAGUCAAAAAGCCGGUAGCGGGAGUAAGGACGGUACAGUCUCGGAAGGCGAGUUUGAUCCAGCAAAAGAAUAUUCGAUGAUUCUUGGUAUUUCGCCUGUUAUAGUCUUCAGCAAGAGUUUUUGUCCGUACAGCAGCAGGUUGAAGGAACUUUUGACUAAGGAAUAUACGAUAACUCCUAGCUAUGUGGUCAUUGAAUUGGAUAAGCACAAGCAUGGAGUCGCUCUACAGAAGUUCAUCGAAAAGAAAACCGGCAGGGCAACGGUUCCAAACUUGAUGAUAAAUGGGAAAUCAAGAGGUGGAUUCGAUGAUAUAAAGGCUCUGCAUAGUAAGGGAGAAUUACUGGAGAGUCUUAACAAAUGGGGUGAUGGGGAUUUCACGGUGAAACAGCUGGAGAAACCUUCCAACAACUGA